AUGAGCGAUACUACUACCGAUGCUGUACCUGGUGUGUGUCCUAGGGGCUCAAGUGAUAUUGUAAAGCCAGAUGCGAAUCCCACAGUUACCGCUCCAGCACAUUCCAACUUUUCUCACGGUGGAAGGGAAGGUGAAACGUUACUGAAGAAUGUGGUGGACCUCCUUAGUGUUAUGUAUGGUAAUAAGUCCAUUGUUGGCGAGGACAAACAGGAGCCGCAUGGUGUACAUGCUGUUUCCGCGCCGGGAAGCGCAGGACACCGUCUGAGCACGCGGGCAAGUUUGUACAAACGGACCCUUAGAACCCUGCAGCUCUCCCAUACCGCGACCGAAACCACCGUACCUAUAGGGGGUCCACUAGCGGAUGAGGUGGCGAAGGCCAAAAGCGUGGGUGAGAACGACUAUAUUGGCCAAUUGUUAGACUACCUUGUGCGAACGUACUCAACGCAGCGAACUUCUGACGAUUCUGCCGUCGCGCGUGAUGAGCGGUGGACCAAUUACAUCUUGAACAGUGGCGAGAAAAGUGCGUUGGCUCAAUUUGGGUCGCUACGAAACACCCAGAGAAACAACAUUGAUAUGUCAAAUUUUGUGAAUCAUACUUUGGAUACCUUUUUGAGACCCGGGACACAGCUUAACUCGACGUGCUCUAUGCUGUCGAACCUUGAGAUGGACACAAACUUUGCAAAUUUGCUUUCUUUCCAUACUAAAAGUAAUCUGCAAAACAACAUGGAUGAACUUGAGGAGAUGACUGAAACACUGAAGCCUAUGUUUGUGGGGCAGCAGGCUAUGUUUAAAUCCAUCGGAUCCACCCCAAAGGAUGAAUCAAACGAUAGCUCUUUGAGUACAUUAUGCACGAUGAGAAUGCCAAAACCAUACUUGACGAUAUCCCAGAAGGGAUGUGCUUCAGGAACCGGAUCCGUUCCCCCCUCUUCGCAGAGCAUGACAUUGGAUUCCAAGGCUUUAGAUUUAUGCCAUGGUAGAGAUACGUUUGACGACCUUCCGGCAGGAGGUGGGGCAAGGAGCAGCUUCCUACCAGAACCCAUCGCGGCACCCUGCGCAGCUCGCGCUGAUGGCGGCGAGCACACCCUCCCAAAUCGUGUUGAGGAAUGUCCACUUUUGAGUGAGUUGGUGAGGCAGGAGGUGCUCAGCCGAAACAUCCUGCUCGCACUUGAGCAGCAGCUGCGAGGUUACAUCGUAUCAGCCUAUAACACAAAAAUUGAAGCGUUUCGAAGGUUGAGGCGGUGA
Phytomonas sp. EM1 is the source of this 1242-nucleotide messenger RNA. The record is from the annotation of a GenBank genome assembly. NCBI's taxonomy places the organism in Eukaryota, Euglenozoa, Kinetoplastea, Trypanosomatida, Trypanosomatidae.